This is a messenger RNA of Jaculus jaculus (lesser Egyptian jerboa), 903 nucleotides long. It is a transcript of the gene Fth1, whose product is annotated as ferritin heavy chain 1. The record is from RefSeq and is a predicted model, not a curated record. The transcript has 4 exons. Gene Ontology annotation, biological process: intracellular iron ion homeostasis; iron ion transport. The coding region runs from base 199 to 747 and encodes 182 amino acids. Gene Ontology annotation, molecular function: ferric iron binding; ferrous iron binding. Lineage: Eukaryota; Metazoa; Chordata; Mammalia; Rodentia; Dipodidae. Gene Ontology annotation, cellular component: cytoplasm.
CCACCUGCGCCAGACGUUCUUCGCCGAGAGUCGCCGAGGUUUCCUGCUUCAACAGUGCUUGAACGGAACCCGGCGCUCGAACCCGCACCGCAGCCGGCCGCUCACAGUCAGAGCCCUUCGCCACCACCUCGCAGCAUCCUCGGAUCACCCCCAGGCCUCCGCCGCAGCAGCUCCAGCACCGCUCGUCUAGCCGCCGCCAUGACCACCACGUCCCCCUCGCAGGUGCGCCAGAACUACCACCAGGACUCGGAGGCUGCCAUCAACCGCCAGAUCAACCUGGAGCUGUACGCCUCCUACGUCUAUCUGUCCAUGUCUUACUACUUUGACCGUGAUGAUGUGGCUUUGAAGAACUUUGCCAAGUACUUUCUUCACCAGUCUCAUGAGGAGAGGGAGCACGCUGAGAAGCUGAUGAAGCUACAGAACCAGCGAGGCGGCAGAAUCUUCCUGCAGGACAUCAAGAAACCAGACCGUGAUGACUGGGAAAGCGGGCUGAACGCAAUGGAGUGUGCAUUACACUUGGAAAAAAGUGUGAAUCAGUCACUACUGGAACUGCAUAAACUGGCCACUGAGAAAAAUGACCCCCACUUGUGUGACUUCAUUGAGACUCAUUACCUGAAUGAGCAGGUGAAAUCCAUCAAAGAACUGGGUGAUCAUGUAACCAACUUGCGCAAGAUGGGAGCCCCUGAAUCUGGCAUGGCCGAAUAUCUCUUUGACAAGCACACCCUGGGAGACAGUGAUGAGAGUUAAACUGACUUCUCCAAAGCCAUGGAGUGACUCCCCGGUCACCAAGGCAGUGCAUGCACAUUGGGGCUACCUUUACCUUUUCUAAAAGUUGUACCAAAACAUCUGCUUAAGGUCUUUAAUUUGUACCAUUCCUUCAAAUAAAGAAAUUUGGUACCCAGA